Phycomyces blakesleeanus NRRL 1555(-) is the source of this 264-nucleotide messenger RNA. RefSeq lists its product as hypothetical. The transcript has a single exon. The record is from RefSeq and is a predicted model, not a curated record. NCBI's taxonomy places the organism in Eukaryota, Fungi, Mucoromycota, Mucoromycetes, Mucorales, Phycomycetaceae. Bases 1 to 264 code for a protein of 87 amino acids.
AUGAUCUCCGAGUUCCAAUGCCCUUGUCAUGGAACAAUGAGAGGAUAUGUAGGAGACCAGUAUAAAACUUCGCGAGUGAUAUUUUAUCCUGGAGCUCAAUACGAAGGCAAUUGGAAAAGUAGUCAUAUGUGUGCCCAGCUUGCAGAUGGCAUACCUCUUUUCGACGCCAUACACCCAAAUGCAGUAGCCGUCUUUCUUUUUGAUCAAAGCAGCAAUCAUAAAGCCUAUCCUGAAGACGCUCUUUUGACACAAAACAUGAACUAG